Molecule: messenger RNA, 1767 nt
Organism: Olea europaea var. sylvestris
Lineage: Eukaryota; Viridiplantae; Streptophyta; Magnoliopsida; Lamiales; Oleaceae
Product: aladin
Exons: 15
Coding region: 126-1451 (441 amino acids)
Biological process (GO): nucleocytoplasmic transport
Cellular component (GO): nuclear pore
Molecular function (GO): protein binding
Source: RefSeq, a predicted model, not a curated record
GAGGAGUGAGCAAAACCCUGGCAAGAACCUAAAGAAAAUUGCAUCUAUUUUCCAUUGAUAAACCCUGCCCAUUUCUUACACCACCUCACAGGUCACUAACACGCCCAAUUAAUUAAUUGGCAGAUAUGCCAUCGUUUCCUCAGAAAGGCUCCGUCACAAUCUGCGAAAUCAACAGAGACCUCAUUACUGCAGAUAACCUCUCUGACGAUCAAGCCAAAGAAACCUAUGCCAAAAUUCUCGGAACUGUAUUUAGUCCAGUCGCAUUCGAACCCGAUAAUUUUCUGGGCACGGCAGCGGAACAGCCAAUUGCUACCGGACAUGGCAGAUUUGGGUUUCUAUCUGUGACAUUGAGGGCCCUGUUGAGUGGUUCGCUCAAGCCCCUCUUACGGCCCAUGGAUGUAAAAUUGUUGCAAGAUGUUGAUCUUCGUGGCGUAAGUUGGCACCAACGCAAGCAUAUUUUAGCAUUUAUUUCUGGGCCACAUCACGUGACAAUUCGCGAUUAUGAUGAUUCUGAUAGGAAGGAUCCUUGCAUUUUGAUUCAUGAAUCCCAGAAAGAUGUCAAAAUCGUAGAAUGGAGGCCAAACUGUGGGAAGACACUUUCUGUGGCAUGCAAGGGUGGAAUUUGUAUUUGGUCUGCUUCUUAUCCUGGCAAUGUCGCAUCUGUGAGAUCUGGGGUUACCUCAGGCAUGCUUUCUAGAGGCUCUAUGACUAGAUGGACUUUAGUGGAUUUCUUUCAAAGUUCUGAUGAAGAACAAAUAACUUCACUUUCGUGGAGUCCUGAUGGAAGAUAUUUAGCAUCAGCUUCAUACGAGAGUUCAUCGUUCACCAUAUGGGAUGCUGCACAAGGUCUGGGCACUCCUAUUCGACGAGGUUUGGGAGGCAUAUCGCUUCUCAAGUGGUCCCCCUCAGGAGAUUAUUUUUUUGCUGCAAAAUUUGAUGGGACAUUUUAUCUUUGGGAGACAAACACAUGGACAUCAGAACGAUGGUCAUCCAAAAAUGGAUUUGUCACGGGAGCAACAUGGGAUCCUGAUGGGCGCAUGAUUCUUAUUGCUUGUUCUGAAUCAUCAACUUUAAUUUCUAUUCAUUUUACAUCAAAACCUCCAUCACUAGAUGCACACCCCAUAGCUGUUGAGUUGCCAGAGAUACAAUCCUUGACUGGCAGCCAAGGCAUUGAGAAGAUAGCAUGGGAUGCUUCAGGAGAGCGCUUGGCCGUAUCAUAUAGAAAUGGUGACGAACUAUACAAAGGUCUCAUUGCCAUAUUUGAUGUUAAAAGAGCUCCCUUGAUUGCACCGUCACUAAUUGGAUUCAUCAGAGGUCCUGGAGACAAUCCAAAUCCAAUAUCAUUUUCAUUCUAUGACAAAUUCAAACAGGGACCAUUGCUUUCUGUGUGUUGGAGCAGUGGAUUUUGCUGCACCUACCCACUUAUAUUUCGCUCACAUGUUCUUCCUUAGUCCAAGAGUUGGAGCAUGAAGGCAAAUGUAAAUGUGCAAUGUUUCAAUGCUCGGGAAAACAUUCUCUGUGGUGAUCGUUAAAUUGUUUUAAGACCCUGAUACCUGCAGAUUAUGACAGGAACUUGUUGCUGUUUCGGUUUUUUCCUUCAACUUUUGAAGUGGUUUUUUCUACAUGAAGGUCCAAAUUUUGUUGAGAAUCUGGUGCGUGUACAAAAUUCUUUGUCAAAAAAUUUAGAUCAAAUUUUGAUGGAGGUAUUGGAAAUUGCAUCUCUAAUAAUUCUAUGAUGAAUACCUUUUUGGUAUCCGGUUGGACUUG